Molecule: messenger RNA, 1821 nt
Organism: Bemisia tabaci
Lineage: Eukaryota; Metazoa; Arthropoda; Insecta; Hemiptera; Aleyrodidae
Source: RefSeq, a predicted model, not a curated record
GUUAGUUCUAGUGGACAGAGUGUGCCGAAAACUUGAAAAUCAAGUGAAACGUGAUUUGUUCCGUUUUAGUGAUUUUAGGGACGGACGUUAUAAUUUUAGUGGUUUUAGGUUCUCACGGGUAUUUUAGGUGUGACUCGAUCAAAGAUGAGCGCAGCCGUAGUAAUUGGAACAAGCUUGACACCUCUGCUUUUCUUCUUUCUCGCACUAACAUAUGUGGUCUAUUCGUUAACCCAACGAUGGAAGCACAGGAAAAUCAUCCAAUUUAUGUCCCAAAUUCCGGGCCCACCAGCUCUUCCGAUUAUCGGAACAUUUUAUAUAUUCCUUGACCAACUGAGAACCAUGGAUGUGACCAGAUUUCUUCUUGACGUCGUCGAAAGUUUUCCGGAGACCUCUCGACACUGGCUAAAUUUCACACCUUACAUUGUCACAACUGAUCGUGAAAUAGUUGCCGCUCUCACCAGCAGUCGUGACAACGUGUCAAAAGCGAAAGAGUAUGAAAGUUUGAAGCUUAUCAGUGCCGGCCUUUUCUCUUCUACUGGCAAUCUGUGGCGGAAAACGAGAAGAAUCGUUAACCCCGGUUUCAGAACGAGUGUCCUAGACAGCUUUGAUGAAAAUUUCAGCCACCAUGUUCAAGUGUUUCUCGACGCUGUAGAGGAACGUGUCAAAACAGGAGAGGAGUUUAACGUGUUCCGCAUGGUACACUCAUUCACUCUUGAUGCUGUAAUUGAUAAUAUGUUGGGGGUCCGUUUGGAUAUUCAGAAGGAGAAAACGUAUCAUCUGUCUCGGUGUGUUGAGAAGGCAGUUGACAUGUUCUUUGAGAGAUCUUUUAACCCUCUAAUUUGGCCAGAUCUCGUUUACUCUUUGAUUGGGAAGAAGAAGAUAAUGGUUGAAGUUAGCGCCGAAAUGCGUCGCCUUGCAGAGGAGGUUUUGAACGAGAGGAUUGCACACAGAGAGAGGCAAAGGAAGGAAAAUCCAACUGCAGAGACUCCUCAAUACUUUAUGGAGUUACUGUUGAAUGGAAUUGAAUCUGGUGAGGUAACGAAACAACAAUGCGUUGAAGAAAUAAUUGAACUCUUCCUCGCUGGAUCCCUCACGUCCGCUAUCACGAUUUCUUGGAUGAUUAAAGGAGCAGCCAUGUAUCCACAUUUGUCAGAGAAAGUAUAUGAAGAGGUUAUGUCUGUUUGCGGCAACAGAAAAAUCACCUACGAUGACUUGUCGAAACUAACCUACUUGGAUAUGAUUGUUAAAGAAACACUGAGGCACUGUACUUUACCGGUCAUUGGUAGAGAGAUAACCUCUGAGCUCAAAGUCAACGAUAAAAUGACAAUUCCUCCUGGUAUCAAUGUCCUUGUACCACUAUUUGGUUUGCACCACGAUCCUAGGUACUGGGAGAAACCGAACGAAUUUUAUCCUGAGCACUUUUCUCCGGAGAAUGAGGGCAAGAGACCGAAAGGAACUUUCCUACCGUUCUCCAAUGGACCCAGAAAUUGUAUCGGUAACAAAUACGCGAUGCGGGCCAUGAAGUGUCUCCUGGCAAACGUGGUACUUCGAUUCACAGUCUCGACGUCCGAGCCAGUGCCCAAAGACAUCAUCCACGAUCUCCAGUACAAGAUCGUUUUCCUCAUCUGCCCCAAGCAUGGCUGGAACGUCCGCUUCCAUAAUAGAGUUCACAAAUCGGAGAACCCUUCGUCCGAGCUAACUCUAGCUACUCCUGCUUAAAACCCUCGAUAGACGAUCAAAUUCUGAAAUAAUUCCGAUCAAAGUAGACAUGCUGAUGGCUGAUGGUCACCAUCUACCAUCCAAUUUUGACGGGCCGCACUA